This is a messenger RNA of Neoarthrinium moseri, 1503 nucleotides long. RefSeq lists its product as uncharacterized. The transcript has a single exon. Bases 1 to 1503 code for a protein of 500 amino acids. The record is from RefSeq and is a predicted model, not a curated record. NCBI's taxonomy places the organism in Eukaryota, Fungi, Ascomycota, Sordariomycetes, Amphisphaeriales, Apiosporaceae.
AUGCCGCCCAAACAGAAACCGCCCCCCAAGGCAUCCUUCAAAGCACGCAAAGCGGCCGCAAGCGCCAAGGCCUCGUCUGACGUUGCGGUUGAGCCAGCCGCUCCGUCCUCACCAUCAUCGGCAUCAUCGUCCCAGGCGGCCCUCGUGGCCCAGCAGCAGCAGCGGCUGCUGACCGUCUUCCAGGCCACCUUCAACGAGGUACUGUCGUCGCCGGACUUUGCCUCGACGCUGCAAGAGGUCAAGACUGCGCUGUACAACCGCGAGUUCGCCCGCGCCUUCGGCAGCGAGGCCUACCUGGACGUCUACGCUGCACGCUGGAGUCCCACGCGGGCGCUGGGGUAUGCAGCGGUGCUGGAGGGCCUGAGGGGCCACCUGGAAGAUCUUGUGUGCGGUGAUGAUGGAGAUGACGAUGACGAUGGUCACGUGCUGGGCGCUGGGAAGACAGAGGAUGUGGGUGAUAAGGCAUGGUCCGGCCAGGCUCGUGGAGGAGAGGAUGAAACCACUGCAUCCACGGAUGCGGGCGAUCAGGAGACGGCGGCGCCCCAGCCCGUAGAGAGGACAGCACAGGCGGAAGCGGCACCGGCCAAGCCAGGAAAGACGCUCAAGAUGCUCGCCCUGGGCGGCGGCGCAGCCGAGCUCGCCGCCUUUGCCUCGUACCUUUCGUCUACGCCCGGGGUGGCGGGCGAGGUCACGCUCGUCGACGCGGGCCCGUGGGCCGGCGCCGCCCGCAAGCUGCAGCACGCGCUCACGACGCCGCCGCCGCUGUCGCGGUACGCCAGCGCGGCGGCACGGGCCCACAACGCGCCGGUAGUGGCGCCGGGGCGGCUGCGGCACACGUUUGCACAGCGCGACAUCUUGACGCUGCUUUCGCCGUCGUCCUCCUCUCCGGAGACCGGCGGCGGCGGCAACGGGAACAUCGCGACAAUGCUGGGAGGCGGCGGCGAGCAGCCGAUGCUGGUGACGCUGCUGUUCACGCUCAACGAGCUGUACACGGACGGGGGCAUCGGGCGGACGACGGGGUUCCUGCGGGCGCUGGGGCGGGCGCUGGCGCCCGGCAGCCUGCUGCUCGUCGUCGACAGCCCCGGCAGCUACUCGGAGGCCGCCGUCGGCAAGGACGGCGCCAAGAAGCGCUACCCGAUGCACUGGCUCGUGGACCACACGCUGCUCGAGACGCCGGCGGCGGCGGCUAAGCGCGCGAGGCAGCGUAGGAUGAUGAAGGAGAAGAGGGGCGGCGAGGAGACGAGUGGCAUGGGCGAUGGGUCAGAGGAGGAGGUGAAGAAGGAGCAGGGGGAGGAGGAAGAAGACGAAAAGGGGCAGGGUGCGGGUGAGGGCGAGGACGAGGGCUGCAGGUGGGAGAAGCUGGAGGAGAACGACUCGGUCUGGUUCCGGAUCCCCGAAGACCUGCGGUACCCGAUCCAGCUGGAGAACAUGCGGUAUCAAAUACACCUGUACCGAGCGGUCCCAGCUACGGCGGGCGGCAACGACCACACGGGGAGACGAUGA